Molecule: messenger RNA, 351 nt
Organism: Boleophthalmus pectinirostris (great blue-spotted mudskipper)
Lineage: Eukaryota; Metazoa; Chordata; Actinopteri; Gobiiformes; Gobiidae
Product: SWI/SNF complex subunit SMARCC1-like
Exons: 3
Coding region: 1-351 (116 amino acids)
Molecular function (GO): protein binding
Source: RefSeq, a predicted model, not a curated record
AUGAUUAAUUUUGCUGUCUCUAUAACGUUCUCUGUGCAGGAUGACGAGGAGCAGGGCAAAGGUGAAACAAACCGCCUGCUGGACUCCGGAGAGGACAACGUGACCGAACAAACCCACCACAUCAUCGUCCCCAGCUACGGCGCCUGGUUCGACUACAACUGUAUCCACGAGAUCGAGAGAAGAGCCCUUCCUGAGUUCUUCAACGGCAAAAACAAGUCUAAAACCCCAGAGAUAUACCUGGCCUACCGUAACUUCAUGAUUGACACGUACCGACUGAACCCCCAGGAGUACCUCACCUCCACCUCCUGUCGCAGGAAUCUCACCGGAGACGUGUGCGCCAUCAUGAGGUGA